GACAGAGGCAGAAAGCACAGAAAACAGAGGAGAUGAGAGGAGUUGGAGGGCCUUUGCUUACCAUAGGGGAUCUGCUAAGCGACGUGGGGGAUGAAUCCGGUGCAGCUCCAGACCACCUCCACCACCAUGAUACCACUCUUCCAUCACCAUCAUCAUCAAUUUUUGAUGCCAAUGAUGUCCCUCAAUCCUUGGACCUCACCAAACUCUUCCAGGAAAACUAUGAGAAAUUGAAUGAGGCACUUUCUGGUUCGGACCACUCAUGGACAGCUCUAACUUUAAAGCUAUGCACUGCUCUGGAAACUGCAAACAAGUUGGUUCAGUCCACUGACACAAAUAUUAGAUUGCUGUCAGAGAAGGUUGCAGAACUUGAGAAAAUUGUCAAGAGGGGAGAUUCUGCAAUUACAGCCGCCAGAGCCAUCUCAAUCGCUCUAAACCAAAAAGGAGGAUCAUCUGUUGGUAGUCAGGAGAAAGAGCAAUCUAGGUCUCAUCAAGAGCAUGUGAAGUCGUAGUCCUCGUGUUACUUCUUGGUAACAUUAUUGCUUGGAAAAGGUCCGAAAAUGAUUCUGGAAGAAGAGACCCCAAUCUUUUUAAAGUGAGCUUUUGUAGCUAUGGUCCGUAUGGAUUGUGCAUUUGCUUGCUUAGACCGCAACUCGGGACAUAUAGCAAUUACAUAGAUAGAGUUAAGUUACAUUACCAUAAAUUUCACGGGUCUUGUAAGCAUAAAACUCAAGGCAAGCUAUCCGUGUAAAAAUGAAUGAUCGUUUUUGUUUGAAUAUGUUAGAAUGAAUGAUGGUUGAUGAGA
This is a messenger RNA of Theobroma cacao (cacao), 802 nucleotides long. Its product is annotated as histone-lysine N-methyltransferase. NCBI's taxonomy places the organism in Eukaryota, Viridiplantae, Streptophyta, Magnoliopsida, Malvales, Malvaceae. The record is from RefSeq and is a predicted model, not a curated record.